This is a messenger RNA of Gymnogyps californianus (California condor), 2804 nucleotides long. RefSeq names its product exonuclease 3'-5' domain containing 3 (gene EXD3). Gene Ontology annotation, molecular function: nucleic acid binding; 3'-5' exonuclease activity. NCBI's taxonomy places the organism in Eukaryota, Metazoa, Chordata, Aves, Accipitriformes, Cathartidae. Gene Ontology annotation, biological process: nucleobase-containing compound metabolic process. The record is from RefSeq and is a predicted model, not a curated record.
CUCCAGAGUUCCCCUUGCCGCUUCCGGGUUGGUGCCAGCUCUGUGGUGGCAGUGGAAUUCCCCAGACAUCACUCGGCAGAUAACGCCUUCGCCAUCCUCCUUCAGGGAAGCAAGAGCUCGGGCUACCAACUCUGGGCGGUAGACCUCUAAGCUCAGCAUCCUGAUUUGGUACCGCCUUUGGGAGGAUGAAUCAGGACAGUGACUUAAGUGAUCAGCCCACUGGCCAGGACCCACUCCUAUUGCUGAAAACCCUUCAGCUUCUCUGGACAAAGAAAGAGAUGAAGAAGCUCAAGGAAGAAAUCAGGCGGGGCUUUGCAGGACUGGAGGACCCACUGGCAGGACUCCUGGACAUGCUGGAGAGCAGCAGUGAUUGGAAGGGGAAAGGGCAUUCCCUCGGGUAUUACAUCACCACUGAGCUGCAGCUUUGGAUAAAAGAGCAUCCUGCUGUUCAACAGUCUGGCAUCAAGCUGAAGAAGCUGCAGGCCCGUGUACUCAGAAUACUAGCCCAGUGCCCAGCUAAUCUUCUUGACCCUCUGAUCAGCAUUUACCAGCUCCAUACAGCAGACCGGAACUAUUUGCUUGGACAUGUCAGUCAUCUUUAUCACAAGGGCGAUUACAAAGAGGCAGCCAUACUGAGUAUGAAGCUAAAAUUACAGCCAGAUCAAGAUGUGGAGAAGAUGUGUACACCGCUACUGCUCCAAGAUAAAACUAACUUGGUGGAAGAUUAUGUGGGAGAAUAUCCUGAGCUCCAGAGCAAGCUCUUGCAGAUCCUGGACACGUGGUGUGAACCUGGUUUUAAUAUCAGAGACAUCACAAGACAAUAUCAAGGCCUGUCCAGGUACAAACCAGAUAAAUUUAACCACAAAAUGCUAAGCAAGCUGAUCUUCAGGCUCCUAGACCGAUUUAACGUAGAUCCAGCUCUCUGCCCUAAUGUCAUAAAUCAGCGGCACUUGAGAACUCUGAAUUACCUCUUUUACAAGAGGUUUGUUGAGAAAGCCAUGACUCAGGAGAAUUGGACAGAUCACGUUCAGAGCACAGUUGGAGAGAAUCGAUGGCUUCAAGGGCACCUGAUACAGUUGCUGAUCAGUUACUGUGAUUUGAACACAGCAGCAAGAUGGGCACAACACUACAAUUUGCCCAAGGAGAUGCUACCUUAUGGAGUGGCUGAUGAGCUUCAAAAGCUUCAGAUCCAAGAGAGGGUAGAAGAAGCCGCAAAAGCAGAUAAUUAUGAAGAGAGGAAGAAGAAGGGCUAUUACCAGCUUCCUAUUCCACGGGCAAAUAUUCACUUCCUGCAGACAUGGGAAGAGACACUGCAGUGCUGGGAAAAGGUGCUGCGGCCUGGGCAGGUUGUUGGCAUUGACAUGGAGUGGAGGCCUUCGUUCGGCAUGGUCGGGAAGCCCCGUGUCUCCCUCCUUCAAAUCGCUCUGAAGGAUGAGGUGUUCCUGCUUGACUUGCCACGGCUCCUCGAGCAAGCUGAGACAGAGGGUGAGAAGGAGAAGCUUCCCCAUUUCAUCCAGAUGCUCUAUUCAGAUGCAGCCAUCACUAAACUAGGUUAUGGGAUGUCUGGAGACCUUAGCAGCCUUGCAGCCACAUGCUCUGCUUUGAAAGACACGGAGAAGCAAGCGCAAGGUGUGGUGGACCUACUCACAGUAGACAAACAACUGCAGAAGAGCUCCAUUGACUGGAAGAAGGGCAGCCGGGAGGUCGAUGUACUGUCCCCGGGGCAGAGCUACGAGGAUAGAGGGUUCAGGCAGCCAGAGAAAGGACUCAGCCUCUUGGUGCAACAUGUGCUGGGGAAACCUCUAGAUAAAACAGAGCAGCUGUCGAACUGGGAGAAACGGCCUCUCCGGGAGGAACAGAUCCUCUAUGCAGCUUCAGAUGCGUACUGUUUGCUGGAGAUCUACGAGAAACUCUGUAAGGAUCCAGCAAGCUUUGGUCUGAGUUCAGACCUGACUGAGAGUCUGGUGGGAAAACUGAGCAUAAAACCCAGGGCAAAGAAGCAGGUGAAUAAACAAGAAGCACCAUCACCUUCUGGACAGCAAUGCAAAGGAUCCAAAAAGGAGACCUCAUGUCCCCCUGCUCCCAUCUCCCCAAAGGAGUUCAGUGUGGUCUGCGAUAACAUGCUGCAAGGCCUCGGGCGCUAUCUUCGCUGCCUUGGUGUCGAUGUCCGGAUGCUGGAGAAUGAGGAUGACCACAGGAAAGCUGCUGAGAUUGCCCAACAGGAAGGAAGAGUCAUUUUAACCUCUGGACUCCCAUAUCAGACUCUGCAGUCCCAGGUAGCAGAAGGAAGGUGUUUCUCUGUGAACUGCUCAGAAAAGGCAAAAGAACAGGCCCUGCAGGUUCUGAAGCACUUCAACAUUCAAGUAUCCCUGGCGGAUAUCUUCAGCCGCUGCCAGGUGUGCAACUGCGACAAGUACCUGAAGGUCUCGAGGGAGAGGAUGAGGCAGCUGGUGGAGGGCAGCAGGCAGGCGCCGGGGGACGGCGGCGCAGGUGAGCGGCCCAGCCAGAGUUGCGAUGCCGCCAUGCCAGCCUGUGACGCAGCCCAGCCCAGUUACACCCCACACAGUGAGUGGCUGGAGGGGCCGGAGCAGCACGGGGCGUGUGGCGCUGCGGGGGGCACGGUCCUGCAGGUCGCCGCCAUCCCCCCCGGGGUGCUGGACAAAGCCGAGGUCACCGACUUCUACUGCUGCACCCGCUGCGGGAAGGUGUUUUGGGAAGGGUCCCAUUUUGGACGCGUCGUCUCCCAGUUUCAGGAUGUUCUUGUCGCCGCUGGGGACGAGCAGAGCAUCUAUGAGCUGAGCUGA